GCAAAUAAAUCCACUGAAAUGGUGUUUUUUGUCUGCUCUGCUUGUGGGAGCUCCUUCAAGAGCAAGCAAGCUAAAAUGCACACAUUCCGGUGCAGAGACUCGGCAUUCAGUUGUAUGGACUGUGGCAAAGAAUUUCAGGGUUACUCUUUUACUGAGCAUACUCAGUGCAUCACUGAAAGUGAGAAGUAUCAUGGCAGCCAUCAUGUCCCUAAAACAUCAUUGGACAAGAAUGCCUUAUGGGUGGAGAAGGUCAAAAAUCAUCUUAAUAAACAAGAGACAAAGCCUUUCUUGAAAAAAAUGGUCGGGAAGAUGCUGGAAAUGCCUAACAUUCCUAGGAAAGAGAAAAAAUUCAUGAAUUUUGUCCGCACCAAUCUGAAUGUAUCCAGCGAGCAGAUCGUCCAGGGUUUAUGGGAGUUGGUGUCAGGAGCGAUGGCUGUGGCUGACAAUGCAAGUGCAGAAAAUGUCGCAGAUAAAGAAAAUUCUUCUGCUGUACAAAAUGGACAAAACUUGGAAGAAAAAGUGACCAAUGGUGUUGCUGAUGAUAUGCAAAUGAAAGAACAAAAAACGCAAAGCUUGCAAAAAAAUCCAGAAACUGACCACUCUUCCCUGCCUGACGAAACGUCCCACAAAAGUAAAAAAAGGAAAGUAUCUUUUGAUGGGGACAGCUUAGCAGCUACCAAUUCCCCAUCAGAUGAACACGAAGAAGAUGAAGAGGUAUCCAGUGAACCCCGGGAAAGUAAAUCAAAGCGACGGAAGAAGAACAAGGGCCGCCAGAGUGCGACUGAUGAACCUGAUGAUUCAAUUAUGUGCCGUCCAACUCAUGGAGGAAGCAGGGGUGAAGAUCUGGCCAAUUUGGAGUCUGUGUCCGUGGAUGCAGUGACGGGCCUCAAGGCUUUCAAGUGGCGGUCUUCUCUGAAGCGCAUUUUGCGUGCAGGGCCUGCCGAGGGCAUGAAGUUAACCAAGCUUCUCCACAAAAUUGAGCAGGAAUACAACGACCCUGUGACUGGGGCGGCCAUCCCGUUGUCUAGAGAUGAGUUAAGAUCAAUUAUGAUGAAAACUCUGAACAAGAAACCGUUCAGCGUGUUGCAUGAUAGAGCUAAAGUCGGGAAAUUCAAUACUACUGUGGAUGAAGUAUGAUGACUGUGAAUUGAACGAUACCCAAACUACAAAAUUAAUUGCGCUAAUUUCUUGCCCCCAUAAAUUAAUCUUGCAAAUAUCAAGUUAAUUGUGUGCAUCUUCGUAUUCGACAUCCGGCUCACUUAUUUUAGCUUGUGUAUUUAUUCUCUUCUUGUUUUAACUUAUUUAUUUGAUUGUAACUCGACCAACUGUUUUGCGUAAUUGCCAAUUAAUUUGUAGUUUGCUGCCUCAACAGUCGCACAGUACAUGAUGUGAAGUA
Hyalella azteca is the source of this 1396-nucleotide messenger RNA. RefSeq names its product cell growth-regulating nucleolar protein. Gene Ontology annotation, biological process: negative regulation of transcription by RNA polymerase II; rRNA processing. The transcript is spliced from 3 exons. Bases 19 to 1137 code for a protein of 372 amino acids. NCBI's taxonomy places the organism in Eukaryota, Metazoa, Arthropoda, Malacostraca, Amphipoda, Hyalellidae. Gene Ontology annotation, molecular function: DNA binding. The record is from RefSeq and is a predicted model, not a curated record. Gene Ontology annotation, cellular component: nucleolus.